UGGCGACAGAAACAUAGUGUGGUUGCCAUGGUAACGGAGUGUGUCCUUCGAAGACCACAAGUAGCGUCUGUGCUGCUUAGAAAAACCGGUGUAAAUAGAACUCCUUUUCCACGGCUAAGUGAAGGUGGCUUUCAGCUCUCGCUUCAGAUUUGAGUUGACCUUUAAGCGUUAUCAUGGCUCUUAAAAUUAUUUUAUUUUUGGGUUCCGUAAGAGAAGGAAGAAAUUGCGCUAGAGUUGGAAACUUUAUCAAAAAACAGAUUGAGGCAAAAAAUCAUUCUGUCACUGUUUUUGAUCCUUUGUUGAUGGAGUUUCCCUUAUUGAAGAAGCCCUUGCAUUUCCAUGGACCUAAUGAGAAGCCUCCAGAGUGGUUAGUGCAGUAUAAUGCUGCUAUUGAAAGAGCAGAUGGCUAUGUUGUUGUCUCAGGAGAGUACAACCGAUGCAUCCCACCUGCACUCACAAACAUGAUGGAUCAUUUUCCUCCAAAAUCUUACAGAUGUAAGCCUUGCAGCAUUGUCUGCUAUUCUGCUGGUCCAGGAGGUGGAUCAACUGCUGGAAUGCAAUUGCGAUACUUUUUAGGGGAAUUAGGAAUGGUUACCCCUGGAUUUAUGUACACUAUACCUGUUGUGCAUAAAGCAUUUUCUGAAGAUGGAGUUCCAGAUCCCUCAAAUGAUACUGCAGUAUCGAAGGCAGAGAGAUUAGUUUCAGAAUUAGAAUGGUAUGCCACUGCAUUGAAAACGCAUAAGGAGAAACAAAACCUUCCUUGAAGUUCCUUUUGUUAUAUUUGCUAAUUAUUACAUUUAUUAUGCAUGUAGGUAAUCUCUUUUUGUUAAAUAUAAGCUAUGUGCUUUGAAUUUUUUUUUAUUAAUGCUGCAGAAUCUCUUUCUUGAACAUUUGUAAUUAAUAAUAUUUCCUAUCUGUGUUGGCAUAAGUUUAAAAAACCGCUAUUGUAAAAUUGUCUUUUAGAGCUCGCAAAGAUGUAUCAUUGUUUAGAUUGGGUAUUGAUUAAUGUCAUUUAAAUUAGUUCAUGUGUGCUCAUACAGAUGUUUAUUAACUUAAAGAAGAUUUGAAAUGUACUGUGUUAUUCCUGUCUUUUCUGAAGUGUUGAGAAAUUUUUUUAUUUUUAAAUUAGCUGCAUAUUUUAUGCAGGAGAUGUAUGCUUUCUAAUAUUGAUAUGUAUUGUAUAACUUAAAUUCUUUAGUUAAAAAUGAUUAUGUGGUUUUUAUUAAUAUAUAACUGCUGUUACUGCAAUAAGCUCUUAUAAAGGAAAGCAUUUUUUAAGUGCCGGAAAAAUCAGAAUGUGUUUAUAAGGUUAUAAUUACAUGAGAGAUGUUUUGCACAUUUGUACUGAUUUUUCACUUUUCUUUCAUAUAUGGCAAUGCUGCUGGAGAGUACAUGUCAUUAUUUUAUAUUAAAUAGUGCCUUAAAGUGAAAAUGAGUAUUUUGGACAUUUGCCUAUAAUAGUAACAGUGAUUAUAUAUUUUAAAACAUUUUAGGUUUGAUAAUUUAGAAGUCUAACAUAUAGCAUCAUUUGAAGUUAAGGAUGUUCAGCUGUACAUCAAUGUUAGAAAAACAAAUUAUUUAGAAAUGAAUUAGGAUCAUUUCAAGUUAAGGAUGUUCAGCUGUAUAGCAUUGUUAGAAAAAUAAAUUGUUUAGUAAGAUAGCUGUUGCUUGUUAUUAAAUGAUAAAGGUACUUUUCCCAGUUCUUUUUCUUGUAUAUGUUAUGUAAUUACAUGAUUAUGAAAGACUAGAAUUUUCUUAGUUCUUAUUGAUAUCUGUAUGUUGAGGUUUAUGUUCAUUAUGUGAUUUAUAAAUUAAUAUUUUUUAAGCCUCAGAAUUAUAUUUUUUUAUAUUUAUACAUAUUUGACAAUCUUAAUAUUCUGGUCUACAAUGCAAUGAAAGGCCUCAAGAAAUGCAUGGGAAAUUUAAACUUACAAUGAGCCUAAUGAAUUGCUAUUGUGCCUUGCUUCAUUCAAAUGAGAAUAAGAAUACUAAAAAUUUUGGAUUUUACAAGUGUAACAUAUUUUCCAAUGUAGAUGUAUAGUUGCAUGUAAUUUAAUGAUGAAUGUUUAAGAGCCAAGCGUUGUGCAAAUGCUCUUCUCCUAAGACUAUCCAUUCUUUUGCAUAUAUUUAAAUUGUUUUCUUCCUAGUUAUAUCAAGUUUACCAUAUCGUCUAAUUAAGCUUUAUUAAAUUAUCUAAUAAAUGUUUAUUCAUAUAUUUUCUUUCAUUAAUUGAGUAAGUUUUAAAAUGUAUUUUCUUCCUUUAUGUUAGAACAGAUGCAUUUUCUGACACACAAGCUACUGUUAUGAUUUUAACUGCAGUAAAUGAAGAUAUCAAAAUUUUUAUUAUAUUCUUUACAUAAAAUGAUUGUUUUAUAUUUUAGUUAAAUGAAGCUUAUACUGUAUUAUUGAAAAUGAUAAUUUUAUUUUAUAAACCAAAAGUUCAAUGAUAAAAUUUAAAUUGUGGAAUAGAAACACAUGCUUAAAAAACUUUUUGAAAUCGCUGACAUUUUUAACACAUCUUGAAAUUGUAAUAAUAAGACACAACAUAAUGAAUAAACAUAAUUUAGAAUAUACAUGCAUUGUAUUUGUGUUGCUUAUAUAUAUGUGUGCAGUGUUGUAUACAUUUCUUGGUACAUUUUCUAUAUAAUAUUCUCUUGCAAGAAACACUUUUUGUUGUAAUGUUUUCGUUAUACUAACUAAUUUAUGUAUUAGGUAAUUUACUUAUACUGACUUGAUCUAAAAUUCUGUAUGUUAAUUCAAUUUUCAUUAGUUGUGUAAUUUAAAGGGAAUUCUUUUAAUAAUUUCUUUAUGUAAUUUUACUCUGAAAUAAAUUUAUCUAACUGGGAUUUGCAGAUAAUCCAUAUGUUUAUAUCUACAAGGUAUAAGACACAUUAGAGUGUACCAUAGAUUAGGUAUUGACAAAAUAAUUUCUUUUGUUUAAUAUGCAAGGGUUUCCAGACUGCAUUUUGUCUUAUUGCUUUAAGUUUAAUUAUAUUAGGAGAUUUCUUUUCGUUCUGAGACAUUUCAUUGUUUGAAAUUAGGGUAAUCAAUGCCAUAACAUUCUGCUUCUUUUCUUGAUGUUUUAUUAGGGUGUCAGUAAUUUGAAAUUUGUUCACAUUUAUAGAAUAAAGAAUAUUCUUUAUAGAAUAUUCUUUAUUCUAUAUAUGUGAAUGUGUGUUUCUAUAUAUGUUCUUUAUUCUAUAUAUGUGAAUGUGUGUUUCUAUAUAUGUUCUUUUAUAGAAUAAAGAAUAUUCUUUAUUCUAUAUAUGUGAACAUAAUCUUUAAAUACUUUUAAAUUACCUUAAGUUACUUUUCAUGAAUGAUUUACAAAUUUUACAAGAGUUGUACAACUAUUUAUGGAUUAUCUCACUAAUAUUUGUGAUGUAUUGAAAUUAUCAACUAUCAUAUUACCUACUUUAUUUUUACAUUGGAGGGUCACAUUUAUAUUUCUCUAAAUCAGCCAAAGGAAUAUAUAUAUAUAUAUAUAUAUAUAUAUAUAUAUAUAUAUAUAUAAUCUGAAUCAGUACUGAUCCAGAUUUUUUGAUUGAGAAUGCAUAAAUGGCAGCAUAUUUUGCUAAGAAAUAAUUGUUCCACAAUUGAAAGUACAUCAUUAUGUCAACAUGACUGAGAAGUAUGAAAUUUUGCAUGUACUCAUAAUAUUUUGUAUAUUAAAACUUUAAAAACUUCACUUUCAUUUUUACUUAAAAACGAAAUAAAUUGAAUUUAGAUUCAGACUGAGAUUUAUAAGUGUAAGAACCUAGCAACUGCUUUCAAAUUCCAUUUUCAAAUUCCAUUUUCAAAAUUUCAAAUUCCAUUUGUUAAAUAUAAGCUAUGGCUAAAUGAGACCAGCAGAUAUAUGAAUGGUUGUAGAAUUUCUUCAGAUUAAAAGGUAAACAACUAAAAUGUUUGCCAUGCUGUAAUCAGUUUUUGGAAAUUGUUAUAGUAUAAAUUGAUUUAACAUAGUAUACAAUUACUAAAAUCUGAAAACAAAUUGUAAAAGUGAAAAGUUGAUAAUUAUACUUUAGUUUCAAAAUCACAUUAGUGAAUGUUCUUGUGUUAAAAUGAUAUGUAUAAAAUAUGUAAAAAUUUGUCAUUGAUGUUGAAUUAUUUAUCACUAACUAUAUUUAAUUGUAAAUAAUUUGCACCUUAAUCAAAAUAAACCUAAAAAAUAACUUAUUGGGACUAAAUUUUGAAAUAUCAUUACUUGAAGAAAUACGUGAAAUAACUUGGAACUUUGUGGAAAAUUUAAAUACUUUAAAAAUAUUCAUAAUUCUAAAGUGUUUAAUAAGCCUAAUGAAUUGUUAUUGUGCCUUGAGUAAAUUCUUUCUUUCAUUAUUAUCAGAAUUCUAGAAAUUUUAGUUUUUUAACUGAAAACUGUUGAUUUACAUACUUAAAUUAAUUUUAAAAUGGUUUCCAAAGGCAUAUUAUGGAAAUUUAAUCUUGAAUUAAAUUUUAUAAUAAACACUUUUUUUUUUAUUAAAAGAAGCCUCAUGAUUAAGUAAAUUCUUUUGUUUAAAUAUUUCAUUUAAACAAAUAUAUUUUAUUAGGUAACAUUUAUCAGGUAAUUUCUGUGCAACAAUCAAGUAAAUUUAAACCUCAUGAUUAUUACUAUUGCAAUAAAUACUCAUACUGUUUCUAUAUAUAAAAUUAAUUUUUUUCCCGCUUUAAAUGAUGUGAUAUAUUUGAUUGAUCAAUUGUAUAUUCUGUUUUCAAUGUGCUUUUUUUCAGUAAAAUUGCUAUUUCUUACAAAA
Messenger RNA from Stegodyphus dumicola, 4751 nucleotides. RefSeq lists its product as uncharacterized. The record is from RefSeq and is a predicted model, not a curated record. Gene Ontology annotation, cellular component: cytosol. Lineage: Eukaryota; Metazoa; Arthropoda; Arachnida; Araneae; Eresidae. Gene Ontology annotation, molecular function: FMN binding; oxidoreductase activity.